This is a messenger RNA of Myripristis murdjan (pinecone soldierfish), 3117 nucleotides long. It is a transcript of the gene aifm4, whose product is annotated as apoptosis inducing factor mitochondria associated 4. The record is from RefSeq and is a predicted model, not a curated record. Gene Ontology annotation, molecular function: 2 iron, 2 sulfur cluster binding; oxidoreductase activity, acting on NAD(P)H. The coding region runs from base 235 to 1962 and encodes 575 amino acids. The transcript is spliced from 20 exons. Gene Ontology annotation, cellular component: cytoplasm. NCBI's taxonomy places the organism in Eukaryota, Metazoa, Chordata, Actinopteri, Holocentriformes, Holocentridae.
GCUUUCUGUCAGAAAGCCUCAAGCGCCUGAGGCAAACUUCUUCCCCUGUGCGCAGCAGACUACCGAUACUCACCGAUCGAGACCGAGACCAAGGCAUGUGAAAACGCAGAGCUCAGCUGGCCGUGGAUAUGAUGAUACCAUAACCCACCGCCCCGAUAGUGGAUCUGUUACGUCAUUGGCAGGGAGGAGCACGGGGCACCGCCUGGGUGUCGGUCACGCGGUCACGCGGCGUGGAUGCGCUCUGGAAUGAACGCGCUGCUGCUCCGGGUGAAAACCUCGACCAGGGCAGGUUUAGCUGUCAGAUGCGCCCAGCUUUCACAUUUGUCUGGAGUUGGAUCUCUGUCAGGCGGGAAACCAGUUAUGAAUCAGCACCAAGAGGAGCAGGAGGAGGUGACUGGGCUCGUGUGCCAGGAAGCUGACCUCAAAGAUGGGCAGAUGAAGGAGGUAACCGUGGAGGAUCAGAAGGUGUUACUGGUCCGUACCUCGGGCCAGUACAGCGCUGUUGGAAGCCAGUGCACUCAUUACAAUGCUCCUCUAGUUAAAGGAGCGCUGGUUGGUGGCAGGGUGAGAUGUCCCUUCCAUGGCGCUUGCUUUAAUGUCAAGACUGGAGAUAUUGAGGAGUAUCCAGGUCUGGAUUGUCUGCCCAGUUAUAAGGUUAAAGUCGAGGAUGGCAAGGUGUACGUGUCCAUCAACAAAAAAUCUCUGAAGGUGACCAGGCGGGUGAAGGAGAUGUGCAGUGUAGUACCAGGCAUCAAACAUACUAUCCUGCUUAUAGGAGGAGGCCCUGCAUCCCUGGUGUGUGCAGAGACGCUGCGACAGCACUGCUACCAGGGUCGAAUCGUCAUGGUAACCAAAGACACCCUGCCUCCAUUCGACAAGCCCAAACUGAGUAAGGCGAUGAAUCUGGACAGCGAUGACAUCCUUCUUCGCUCAAGUGACUUUUUUCAGCAGUGUGGGAUAGAGGUGUGGACAAAGAAAGAGGCAGUGUCUGUAAAUCCAUCUGAAAAGGUGGUGAAGCUGAGUGAUGGCUCUCUGCAGCACUAUGACCAGCUCCUCAUCUCAACUGGCUGUAGGGCACGGCCUCUCAGCUGUCCUGGUUGGGACUUGAUGGGAGUGAAGUUGCUGCAGUCUCAUGAAGAUGCCAAAGAGAUCCACCGCUCCUGUCUCGGUCAAAAGGCCGUCAUCAUCGGUGCUUCCUUCAUAGGUAUGGAGGUGGCGUCCUACUUAUCAGACAAAGCUGCCAGUGUGGCUAUGGUUGGCACCACAGAGUAUCCUUAUGAACGGUCCCUCGGCUCAGACAUUGGCAAGAUGACUAUGAAAAUGCUGGAGGAACAUAAUGUCAAGUUCUACAUGAGCGAUAGUGUCACCGAGAUCAGAGGGGAGAAUGGCAAGGUGAAAGCGGUGGUGCUGAAGAGCGGUGCAGUCUUGGAAGCUGACGCGGUGAUUGCAGGAAUUGGUGUGCUCCCCAAUUCUGACUUCUUGGUGGGAAGCCAGGUGGAGUUGGACUCUAGGAAGGCGGUGAUUGUUGACAAGUUCAUGAGGACCAACAUGCCAGAUGUUUUCAGUGCCGGAGAUGUUACCUCCUUCCCUCUGACCAUUCGUGGAGACCAGCGGGUCAACAUCGGUCACUGGCAGAUGUCACAAGCCCACGGACGAGUAGCUGCCCUGAAUAUGCUACAGAAGCCGACAAAAAUUGAGUCUGUUCCUUUCUUCUGGACUGUGUUGUUAGGGAAGAGUAUCAGAUACACAGGCUAUGGGAACGGAUACACAGAGAUCAUAUUCAAAGGCAAAGUGGAGGAAAGGAAGUUCCUGGCGUUUUACAUCAAAGAUGAGGUGGUGGUUGCAGCGGCCAGCCUGAUGUUUGACCCGGCUGUGUCGCGCCUGGCAGAAAUGAUGGCAACAGGCCAGAUUAUAACCAAGGCACAGGCUCAAGCUGAUGACCUGAGCUGGCUUCAAAUGUAAACAAGAUGUCUGUCCACAAGCAGCAGCCCUCAGGUGAUGAUGACGUCAAAUAUUUCGUUUUUUUUUUCUCUCUGUAUCUGUCAAUUAGUGCCAAACUGAAUCAUUCCAUGUCCUACAUCAGGCCAUCUGAGAGCCAAUCAGACUUCUGAUCUGUUGUUUCCAUGGCAGCAUGUCAAGCUUUAUUGAAUUCACACCAUGUGCAAACACUGAGUAAAGCUUAUGUUGCUGUGACACAGUAAACAAACUCCUACGUUGAACUGCACAGACUGCAGGUUGCUGCACGUUGAACAGAGACAUUUUAGUUAAGAGUAGCUACACAACAGAAAGUGUCUGUUAAUUAUUGUGAACGUUAAGGCCCUAUCAACAUGCACAGGAGCUGCAGUAGUAAAUAGUCUAACAUCUUCAACACAGAAUUUUGACCCACUUGGAAAUUAAAAAAAAAAAAAAAAAUCUAAGUUCAGCUCUUUACUUUAAGAGCUAUGGUACAUUUCCCCAUUUUUGUCAGAACAGAACUGUUAAAUGUUAAGAUGAGGUAAAAACCUGUACUGGGAAAAAAUACUACAGUGGAACCUACUGACGUUUUUCAGGUUUUGUUUAGUUUUUAACUUUUAUUUUAUUUUUAUUUAAUUAAAAAAAAUUCAGUUCUGUUUCAAAUGUCCAGGCUCUUACAGCAGAGUUAUAGCGUAUUGUUUGGCUUUACUUUGGUACUGUAAACACAUGUUCCCCACUCUGUGUUGCCAACCUCAGUGGCGGCUCUUGAGGUUCAGCAGCUUCAGAGUAAGAAGAGGAAGUGUGUCAUGUAAUGUCAGCAUUUCAUCGCAUUGUAAACGUCUAAAACUUGAUCCUUUAUGGUAGAUUAUCAGCACUCAGGUGAGGGAUUAUAAUAACGACUGCCUUAAUCUUCCCAUUUACUAUACUGUUUAUAGUUUACUGACUAAAAUCAGUCGUUGCUACUUUGGUUGUUUUCAUUUCAUUUUUGACAGGCUUACUGUUACACCAGGGAUGUGAUUUUUUUUUGUUUGUUUUUUUUUGUUUGUUUUUUGUUUUUUCAAAUAUAUCAGAAAUUCCAGGUUUUGUGACCUUUUUUCUUCUUGUUUUUUGAAUUAAGAAACAAUGUACAACAUCAAUUGCAAUGGACAAAAAAAAUAAAUUAUC